GUGGCAGCUGUGGGCUCCGGCCAAUGAGCGGCGCCCGCAUCAGCCCCCUCGGGAGGCGCAGCCGGAAGGGGCGGAGCUGAGGCGGCGGCGGCUGAGGCGGCAGCGGUGGCGGCGGCUCCGGAGGCCGCAGUCCGCGUCCCCGCUCCGGCUCUUGCCGCACCAUGGUGACGCUCGCCGAGCUGCUGGUGCUGCUGGCCGCGCUGCUGGCCACGGCCUCGGGCUACUUCGUCAGCAUCGACGCGCACGCCGAGGAGUGCUUCUUCGAGCGGGUCACCUCCGGCACCAAGAUGGGCCUCAUCUUCGAGGUGGCGGAGGGCGGCUUCCUGGACAUCGACGUGGAGAUCACAGGACCAGAUAAUAAAGGAAUCUAUAAAGGAGAUCGAGAGUCCAGCGGGAAGUACACGUUUGCAGCCCACAUGGAUGGGACGUACAGGUUCUGCUUUAGUAACAGGAUGUCCACUAUGACUCCAAAGAUAGUCAUGUUCACCAUUGACAUUGGGGAGGCUCCCAAGGGACAAGACAUGGAGACAGAAGCUCAUCAGAACAAGCUAGAAGAAAUGAUUAAUGAGCUGGCAGUGGCAAUGACAGCCGUAAAGCACGAGCAGGAGUACAUGGAAGUCCGGGAGAGAAUACACAGAGCCAUCAACGACAACACAAACAGCAGAGUGGUCCUUUGGUCCUUCUUCGAAGCUCUUGUUCUAGUUGCCAUGACAUUGGGGCAGAUCUACUACCUGAAGAGAUUUUUUGAAGUCCGGAGGGUUGUUUAAAAGGCCUUUUCUUGUUAAUCCCAAAUUCAUGAUUUACUUGUUUACCAAACACCUUGGUCAUAAUGUCAUUAGUUUAUACAUUUUUAUUUUCUGAAUGUUCAUGACUUAUGUUUCUUUGUGAUUAGUAGGUGUUGGGAAAAACCUGUUUAAAAGAGUUAGAGUGAAAAUUUGACAUUUGAUUGGCCUAUAAUUCUUACUUGAAAGUAGCCCCAUUAUACAGGUCCUUCCAAGAAUCCAGAGGCUGUUAAUGCUGUAUAGGACUAUGGUCUUUAUUAUGUUUUCCCAUGUGGUUUUCAUAAUAAAAUGCAGUUUGUCCAGGAAGUAGCCCACAGCCUGACAAUACUUGUUAACUGCAUUCUAGUAGUCCCUUGGCUGUGGUUCAUCAUCAGAGGCUCAUUUUGUUAAUACAGCAACAUAAUCUGAAUCUUGUGGCCCCACCUCAGUGCAGAGAGACCUGAAGGGGCGUAUUACCAGGUUGGGCACUCAUACUUUCUCUUGAGUUUGAUUUAAAGACUCAUCGCAGCUCUUCCCCUAAAGUUUUAUAUUGACCCUUAGAACUGAAUCACCUCUAAUUGAAGUGACACAAGCAGCCAAUAACUUAGCCGUCUGUUGAAUCCAGUUCCCAGGUGUCGGAACAAGACUGCUGUCCCUGUGUGCUGCAUAGUCUGUCCUUUGUUGGCACUUAGGAAGAUCCAGUUCCUCACAUGGAAGCCUGCACUUCUCAAGCCUCCAGGAUUGCUUGCAGUGAUAGGCAGCCACUGUUGUCUUUUUAGUCAGUGGUCUUCAGUGUCAGCACUAACUAGGGUUUGUUUGUCCUCUGGGGUCUUUCUUUUUUGGCACAUGUCAGUUUUGUUUAUAUGAAAUGAAGAGACUGUCUCUCUGAUGAUGGGUUUAAUGAAAGGCGCUCUGCUUUGGGUGUGGGCAGUCCAGGAUUAUGUGGUGACUAAUGUCUGUUAGUUACCUGGAUAUUUUAUUUUUCUUUUUGGAUCUUGCAAGGGGAAAACUAUAAGUAACAAGUUUUAUAAAUUUAAUUUAAAUUUGUUACAGGUUUUCAUGUCCGGGACAAAUAAUUUUUCAACCUUCGAUGAUAUCCUUGCAACAGUUUGUUGGUAAGGUGACUCUUUCACCUAGGGCAACUGUUGCAUGCCAAUUUUUUUUGUGUGUGUGUGUGGAAACACUUCAGAAUUGAAUUAAAAGAUGUAAAUUUAAAAUUGGUUGUGUAUCUAAUAUGCCCCAGGUUCAGUAAAUAAAACAAUUCUUUUUAAAAACA
Messenger RNA from Mastomys coucha (southern multimammate mouse), 2037 nucleotides. It is a transcript of the gene Tmed2, whose product is annotated as transmembrane p24 trafficking protein 2. Gene Ontology annotation, biological process: endoplasmic reticulum to Golgi vesicle-mediated transport; Golgi organization; intracellular protein transport. The transcript is spliced from 4 exons. NCBI's taxonomy places the organism in Eukaryota, Metazoa, Chordata, Mammalia, Rodentia, Muridae. Bases 162 to 767 code for a protein of 201 amino acids. Gene Ontology annotation, cellular component: Golgi apparatus; endoplasmic reticulum-Golgi intermediate compartment; COPII-coated ER to Golgi transport vesicle. The record is from RefSeq and is a predicted model, not a curated record.